CCGGCAUGCUCGUGGGCGUAGGAGCGGAAGGGGCGGGGUUAAUUCCAAAAUGAGGGAAAAUAAGAACAUGUCCGAGUCCCCUUCUCAAGCGGGAAAAGAAAUACCGGCUAAAAAGCAAAAGCUGAGCAGCGAUGAGAACAGCAACCCCGACUUGUCAGGAGAUGAGAACGACGAUGCCGUCAGCGUUGAGAGUGGCACCAACGCAGAACGCCCAGACACACCCACCAACACCGCCAAUGCCCCUGGCAGAAAGAGCUGGGGCAAGGGCAAGUGGAAGUCCAAGAAGUGCAGAUAUUCUUUUAAAUGUGUCAACAGCCUGAGGGAGGACCAUGGCCAGCCAUUGUUUGGAGUGCAGUUUAACUGGCACAGCAAGGAGGGAGACCCGCUGGUGUUUGCUACAGUUGGGAGUAACAGGGUAACUCUGUAUGAAUGCCACUCUCAAGGAGAAAUCAGACUCCUGCAGUCCUACGUUGAUGCAGACGCAGACGAGAACUUCUACACGUGCGCCUGGACCUAUGACACCAACACAAGUCACCCCCUGCUGGCUGUGGCCGGAUCCCGUGGCAUCAUCCGGGUGAUCAACCACAUCACGAUGCAGUGCAUCAAGCAUUAUGUAGGUCACGGGAACGCCAUCAACGAGCUGAAGUUUCAUCCGAGGGAUCCCAAUCUGCUCCUCUCUGUCAGCAAAGAUCACGCUCUUCGGCUGUGGAACAUACAGACGGACACUUUAGUGGCCAUUUUCGGAGGCGUCGAGGGUCAUCGGGAUGAAGUUCUGAGUGCUGAUUUUGAUCUCCUAGGUGAAAAGAUUAUGUCAUGUGGGAUGGACCACUCGCUAAAACUGUGGAGGAUCAAUUCGGAGAGAUUGCAGAAAGCCAUUCGCGCGUCUUAUGAGUACAACCCCUCAAAGACAAACAGGGCAUUUGUCUCACAGAAAAUCCACUUCCCCGACUUCUCAACACGUGACAUUCAUAGAAACUAUGUGGACUGUGUGCGGUGGCUUGGUGAUCUUAUUCUUUCUAAGUCUUGUGAAAACGCCAUUGUGUGCUGGAAACCCGGGAAGAUGGAGGAUGACAUUGAUCACAUUAAACCAAAUGAGUCAAAUGUGACGAUUCUGGGACGCUUUGACUACAGCCAGUGUGACAUUUGGUACAUGCGCUUCUCCAUGGACUUCUGGCAGAAGAUGCUGGCUCUGGGGAAUCAGGUGGGGAAGCUUUACGUGUGGGACCUUGAAGUAGAAGAUCCGCACAAAGCCAAGUGCACCACGCUGACCCUCCCCAAAUGCACAUCAGCCAUCCGGCAAACCAGCUUCAGCCGCGACAGCAGCAUUUUGAUAGCGGUGUGCGAUGACGCCUCCAUCUGGCGCUGGGAUCGACAGCGCUGAGGUCUCCGGUUGUUCCUGUUGCUUCCAACUCCCCUGCCUCUGUGUUGGUGUACAGAUCUGCACUGCAACAAGAAAAUGUCUGUACAUUUAUUCUUGUAUGCAGAUUAAAAAUAGUUUUGUUUGUUUUUUUUGUUUUUUAAUUCCAUAAAAAGAAAGCCGCCUUUUGUCUUCAUUUCCUGUUUGUCUGCCAGCUUAAUUGUGAAGGGAAGAAAAAAACAGAUUUGCAGUGUUUUUGAUCCAAUAAAACUUGGAUUUACUCUGUUAGAUGAACAAUGUUAAGCCGAAGGAUGAAAAAAGGAACAGCCCUGAAGCCUGUCUUGGUGUCCUCUCUGGGUGCCUUCUGGUUUGCUAUGCUGUCCCAUCCAUUGAAAUUAUAACAAUAAAAAAGGAAAUGUGUGGAAAAAUAAGAUAUUUUUAAUGCAU
Pundamilia nyererei is the source of this 1804-nucleotide messenger RNA. RefSeq names its product embryonic ectoderm development (gene eed). Gene Ontology annotation, molecular function: protein binding. The transcript has 12 exons. NCBI's taxonomy places the organism in Eukaryota, Metazoa, Chordata, Actinopteri, Cichliformes, Cichlidae. The record is from RefSeq and is a predicted model, not a curated record. The coding region runs from base 50 to 1381 and encodes 443 amino acids.